Molecule: messenger RNA, 1563 nt
Organism: Quercus robur (English oak)
Lineage: Eukaryota; Viridiplantae; Streptophyta; Magnoliopsida; Fagales; Fagaceae
Exons: 1
Coding region: 1-1563 (520 amino acids)
Source: RefSeq, a predicted model, not a curated record
AUGAAUUGUCCUUUAAUUCGUCACGAAAGUAAAGAUCCAAACUCCCCACAUAAAAUUACUGUGAAAUGUUGCGAGGAUUUAAAGAAUUAUUCACGACAUAUUGAUGAGCUAAUUGAGAAACAAACGUCAAAAGAAUUAAAGAAUAAUCGGUUGCGGCUCAAAACCUCAAUAGAGUGUGCUCGAUGGCUAGCAUUCCAAGCUUGUGCUUUUAGAGGUCAUGAUGAAAGCCUUGAUUCAAAAAAUAGAGGUAAUUUUAUUGAAUUGAUAAAAUUCACAUCAACUUUCAAUGACAAAGUAGCUAGUGUUGUCUUGGAAAAUACUCUAGGAAAUGCCAAAUAUACAUCACCCACAAUUCAAAAGGAGAUUUUGCAUAUUCUUGCUAGUAAUGUGCGAAAUGCUAUUUGUGAAGAAAUUGGGGAUGCAAAAUUUUGCAUUCUUGUUGAUGAAGCCUGGGAUGAGUCGAAGAAAGAGCAAAUGGCCAUCAUUUUGAGGUUUGUUGAUAAAGAAGGUUUCAUUAAAGAGUUUUUCUUUCAUGUUGUCCUUUCUCAUUACAACCUCCACAUUGAAAAUAUUCGAGGUCAAGGAUAUGAUGGGGCUAGUAACAUGCGUGGUAAAUGGAAUGGAUUACAAGCUCUUUUUCUUAAAGAUUGCCCAUAUGCUUAUUAUGUACAUUGUAUAGCUCAUAGGUUGCAAUUAGCUCUAGUUACAGCAUCUAGAGAAGUAAAAGAUGUUCAUCAGUUCUUUGAUCAUUUGGUUAAUAUUAUCAAUAUUGUUGUUGGUUCUAGUAAGCAUAAUGAUGAAUUGCAACAUGCUCAAGCAGAACAAGUUGAGAAUAUGAUUGCUUCUAAUGAAAUUGAGACUGGAAGAGGUGCAAACCAGUGGUACUUUGCAACGAGCUGGAGAACUAGGUGGGGAUCUCAUUUUCAAUCUAUUUGUAGUUUGAUUAAAAUGUUUGAUGUUACUUGCAAAGUUAUCAACACUAUCUCUGAGGAAGGGGCUAACUAUAAACAACACGGUAAUGUCGAGGGAGCUUAUCAGGUAUUAACAUCAUUUGAAUUUAUUUUAAUCUUGCAUUUGAUGAAAGAGAUAAUGAGAAUUACUAAUGUUCUUUUUCAAGCUUUGCAACAACAUUCUCAAGAUCUUUUAAAUGCCAUGCAUUUAGUUUCAACUACAAAAUCAAUAAUUCAAAAGUUGAGAGAUGAUGGAUGGGAGCCUUUACUUGAUAGUGUUAUAUCAUUUUGUGAGCAACAUGAAAUUGAUAUUUCUGAUAUGAAUACUCGUUACACUAAAGGUCAAGGUAGAUAUCGUCGUCAAGAUGAAGAUUUAACAAUGGAACAUCAUUUUAGAAUUGGCAUAUUUACAGUUGCAAUAGACUUUCAAUUGCAAGAAUUGAAAAGUAGAUUUUGUGAGCUAACAACGGAACUUGUCAUUCUUAGUUCAGCUUUAAAUCCCAAGAAUGCUUUUAGAUUAUUCAAAAUUGUUGAUAUAUGCAAUUUGGUUAAGAAAUAUUAUCCUCAAGAUUUCACUGUACAUGAACAAGAACUUUUGAAGUCUCAAUUGUAA